AUGGGUCCUCCCAAUUGCAGAAAAUUAUUUACUGGUGUUCGCAAUAGUGAUGGCAAAUUGACCCAAAUUUCUAGCAUUGAAAUACCCUUUUGUCAUUCUCGGAUAGCGGGCUUCUGUAAUGGCAUGUUCUGCUUUGCUAGUUAUCUGAGCAAUUGUAAAGAUUUAAUAUAUUUGUGGAACCCGAGCAUUAGGAAAUUUAAGAUGCUCGAUGGUACUAGCAUCUCUGACACACGUAUUGCUCUUGGACUUGCAUAUCAUUCUGAAAACAAUGACUUCAAGAUUUUGAGAAUUGGAGAAAAAUUGGAGCCGGCUGAGGCCGAAGUUUAUACAUUGAGUACAGAUUCAUGGAGAAGGGUUGUCAUAUCGGUGGAGGGACGUAAUGGAUCUAUUGAUGGUAUUGAUGAUUCACCCUGUGUAUUUUUUAAUGGAGCUCUGCACUGUAUAGCAUAUAAUGCUCACAAAUUCAUUUUGUCAUUUGAUGUCAAUGAGGAAAAAUUUGGAGAGAUAAUGCUGCCACAGAAUUACUUAGAUGAACUUGAUGGAUAUUUAGAUGGAUUUUCUCAAAAUCUUACGGUGUUUAAGGGAUCAUUGGCAUUGAUUGUUUUCGGUAAGGCUCGUGUUCGAAAUAGUAAUAAGUGUCACAUAUGGGUGAUGAAGGAGUAUGGUGUCGUUAAGUCUUGGACUCAAAAGAGUUUAGCUGUGGGUUGGGUUGACAGCUUCUAUGGCUGCACUGACGAUGGUGAACUUCUCAUUGAGAAGCGCAAUGGGCUCCUUCUUUCAUUUGAUCCUGAGAGUCUGAAAAAGAAUAGUCUUGGAUUUCAAUUUCCUACAUGGGUAGGUUUCACAAGUAAUUUUAUGGAGAGUUUGGUUUUACUCGAAUAG
Quercus lobata is the source of this 882-nucleotide messenger RNA. Its product is annotated as F-box protein At3g07870-like. The transcript has a single exon. The record is from RefSeq and is a predicted model, not a curated record. NCBI's taxonomy places the organism in Eukaryota, Viridiplantae, Streptophyta, Magnoliopsida, Fagales, Fagaceae. The coding region runs from base 1 to 882 and encodes 293 amino acids.